GAAAGAAAAUCGCCAACGAUACCCACGCGGUCACACACACAUAUUCAUACAUACAGAUACAACUACAUACCGUGUGUACGCACACGGAGAGGUUUCUGUAUGUUUUAUGCAUCCAAAGCUUAUUCAUACUCGUACACCCACCCAUGAACGGCUUUUUGCUGCUGUCCAGGAGAUUCUGUCAUUUUUAUUAUUGCUGCCAACUGUCUCUGCCCCUGUCCUUCCUCUUUGGUGAUGGUCAUCAACCUUUGAAGUUUCUUUCCUUCAACAACAAGAUCAGCAACAACGAUGUUUCGAUCGAAUCGGUCCAGCAGCCACUCUCAGCAUCAUGAAGCACGGGACAUAACAACAACAGCAGCGGCAAGAACACCACCGUUAUCUGCUGCAGCUCCUGACGAAACGUCUGUGGCACUUUUAGCUCUCACUGCUAGCGAUCACCAAAGCGAUUACGCUGGCAUAAAAAAUACGAACGACCUCAACUGCAGCAUCGGAUACGCCAACCCCACCAACAGGGAUGUUGACAGCGGCUAUUUUGUUAACGGUAUAUACAAGAGAAAAACCAAUGAUAACAAAUCAAAAUCAUGGCCCGCGAUUAAGAAAAUUAUAAAGAAAACAAGAAGAGCAAAUUUCCUUAUGGAUGCUUUAGUUUUCGUUAUCAGUAUAUUUGCAGGAAUUCAGCUAUCAAUGUUGAUAUUCUCUAUGUAUUACCCUGAAAAUUUUCUCAAGUGUUCAGAUGUAACUUUCAACACAGAAAAUCAGGCUUCGAUUCCUCCUUUCGUCGAAGAACUCGGAGAUUUCCAUUUCAACCCGGGGCCCAAGAAAAAACUCGUUUUGGUGAGCGUCAUGACGAGUUCGCAGUAUUUCAAUAACCGCGACUGGGCCAUCCGAAUGACGUGGCUGAAAUCGAUCCCUGGCGACGUGGUCUUCUUCGUCGGCAACAGCACAGAUCCAGCUCCUCCCGGGAUGCCCCUAGUGAGGCUGAAUCGCGUACCAGACAACGUCUACCCGCCGCAGGGCAAAGUAUUCGAGAUGUUGAAAUAUAUACACGAAAACCAUGCGGAUAAAUACGAGUAUUUCAUCCGUGCUGAUGAUGACGUGUUUAUAAAGGGCCAAGAACUCGGAAGUUUGUUCAGGUCCUUAAACAGCGACGAGAAGAUCUACAUGGGCCAUUACGGUCAAGGGGUUCCUGAGGAGAUCGGAAAACUAGGGAUUGGAAAGAGUUACUGGUACUGCAUAGGUGGCCCAGGGGUUAUAUUUAGUCACAAAGCACUGAAAGUGUUGGCCCCAAAUCUGGACAAUUGCAAAGGAGACACUGCCACGACCCAUGAAGACACUGAAUUAGGUAGAUGUGUGGAAAAUUACCUGAAAGUUCAAUGCAAAUCAAACAGAAAGGUGAGAGCCUUAUUCUACCAGAAUUACCGUGAAGUGAAGGGGACUUUUAACCAUGAACUAGGGCAAAAGGAAAGUCAUGCGUUCACAUUGCAUCCAGUGAAGAAUACCAGUUUCGUCGUACGUUUGGCACUGCAUUUCAAGCAUGAUGAAAUUAAAUGGCUGCAAAAAAAGACGGACAACUUGAGAAAUGAGAUGGGAAUGGUGAAGAGGGUGAUUACUGGAAAACACAUGAAGCGUUGGUCAAUGCCUGUAAUAAAGUAUCUUCAUAAUAUCGAAUAUUUUAAUAGAAAACAUGAAGCGAAGAAGGCCUCUGUCAGAUUUUGGUACGAUACUGGUGAUGUUGACGCACAGUGGGAGAAUAUUGAAAUGGAGUCAAUUUAUUCCAUGGCAAAUAUUCAUCAGGCACCGAAACAGAAGCUGAGUGUGAAAAAACAUGAUGAAACCGUACAGAAUGCUGUCAGAGCUCUUCUUAGUCAUUAUUGGGAAGGAGUUGAUAAUAUCAAGUUUAAGAAGCUUCUGCAAGCCUAUCGCUACAUGUCACCCAUCCAAGGUGUACAACAUCUGCUACAUGUCUACUUAUUGCAACGCAAGACUAAAAGUGGUUAUUACAAUGGCACAUUUAUGGCCUCACAGCGUCUACUGCCUCUGGAGUUUACCGAGGACGAAGACAUGCUUAAGGAUCGUUUUGAUAUCAAUACCAAAUACGGUAGGCAGGUGAAAGAGAUCAAUCUGAUUAUACCGAUUGCUGGAAAAUUAGAAGCAUUUGUACGAUUUACAGAGGCACUAGAGAAGAUCUUCAAACGAACACCAGAGAACCUCAAAGUGAUUCUUGCAAUCUAUAAAGACCCAGAAGGAAGCUGGAUCAAACAGAUCACGCUGAUGAGACGUUUGCAGUCUCAGUACCAUUCCAUGAAACUGGAAGUGACAUUUCUGACUGGAGAUUUUACUCGUGGGGUGGCAUUGCAGCAUGGUGUGAAAAACUGCAGUAAUGACUCCCUUCUUCUUUUUAUUGAUAUCGAUAUGGCCAUCACAGAGGAAUUUCUACAUCGAGUACGAAUAACUACAAUAUACGGCAAGCAAGUGUAUUUUCCGAUUUAUUUCAGCCAGUUUGAUCCUGAAUCUAUUUGCCACAAACCAAAUUGUAAGAAGAACCAUUACUUAUUUGGCAAGGAUGAUGGCUUUUGGAUAUAUUUCGGUUUUGGUAUGGUAUCCAUCUACAAAAAGGACUUUCUGGAAGUGGGCGGCUAUGACACAAACAUUAAAGGGUGGGGUAAAGAGGACAUAGAUUUCUAUGAAUUGUGCAUCAAAUCUAACCUGACAGUAAUCCGGGCCCCGGAUUUGUCACUGAUACACGUUUACCACCCAAAAUUCUGUUCAAAGGAUUUGAAUGCAGAACAGUACCAAAUGUGUCUAGAUUCAAAAAUCAGUAUCUUUUGGUCGCUACAUAAGGAAGCCGAGGCUGUCUACAGAUUACCGAAGAUAUUAAAUAAAUAACAAAGACAAACAUGUGUCAUGUUGAAUUUCCUUGAGAAGUGCAUUAAGGGUACACAUGUCUGUGGAAUACUCAGCCAUUUGGAUGUUAAUUUCACGAGCAACUUGUUCUGUUGAUCAAAAUCAACUGGAACCUUCGUUAUAACCGACAGAUUACCAGUUAUUUCUUGUUCUUCCUGUCCACUCAGCCAGCAAAAAUGAGUCGUACCUGUAUUUCAAAGAGCCAGUUGUGUCACAUUCGGUGUGACCUGCUGAAUCUCCCUGCAAAUUACAAGUCUCUGUGGAGUACUCAGCCGCUUGCACAUUAACCCUUUCAUUACCAACCUGGCUGAAACCGGCUAUGGUUCUGAGUACAAAUGUCUUGUUUUCAUAAGAUUUGAGUU
This is a messenger RNA of Octopus sinensis (East Asian common octopus), 3263 nucleotides long. RefSeq names its product chondroitin sulfate synthase 1-like. The record is from RefSeq and is a predicted model, not a curated record. Gene Ontology annotation, molecular function: glucuronosyl-N-acetylgalactosaminyl-proteoglycan 4-beta-N-acetylgalactosaminyltransferase activity. Lineage: Eukaryota; Metazoa; Mollusca; Cephalopoda; Octopoda; Octopodidae. The coding region runs from base 286 to 2883 and encodes 865 amino acids. Gene Ontology annotation, cellular component: Golgi cisterna membrane. The transcript is spliced from 5 exons.